GCAAUGGAGCACCAGAUGUUCAACGACCCGUUCACGAGCAGCAUGUCGUCACUGGAGGCGGAAAUCUUCUCCAGUGGCCAUCACCACCUCGCGCCGUCCCCGCAGUGGCCGGGCCUAGACCUAGACCACGACAUCCCGGCGGCGCCGGCUGCCAACAACGCCACCUCCUCCGGCGGCUCGAGGUCCCACCGAAAGAUGAGCCACAGCGCGUACGAGCGCGACAGCCGCAAGCAGCUCAACGAGCAUUAUUCCAACCUUCGCUCCCUCCUCCCCGACGAUGAUCAUCACACUAGGAAGCUGGGCAAUCCGACCAUUGUGUCGCGGGUGAUCAAGUACAUCCCGGAGCUGCAGAAGGAGGUAGACGGCCUGGAGAAGAAGAAGGAGCAGCUGACGCGAGCCAGCUGCAGGCCGGGAGAUGACACGGCUCCGAUCGUCUCCGCCACCUGCCUCGACGACAGGGAAAUCAUGGUCCAGGUCAGCCUGCUGAACACCAUGGCCGGCGCGCUGCCCAUGUCCAAAUGCAUCAAGGUGCUGGAGAACCAAGGCCUCUGCCUCAUCAGCUCGUCCGCUUCCGCUUUUCAGAACAGGACCUUCUAUAGCCUUCAUCUCCAGAAAACCCAACGAACAAUGAGCAAGGAGUGCUCAACAUUUUGUGACGAGCUGGAGAACGCCGUGAAGCAAAAGGCAGGACUACAUCCACAUUACUAG
Molecule: messenger RNA, 708 nt
Organism: Triticum aestivum (bread wheat)
Lineage: Eukaryota; Viridiplantae; Streptophyta; Magnoliopsida; Poales; Poaceae
Product: protein IRON-RELATED TRANSCRIPTION FACTOR 2-like
Exons: 4
Coding region: 4-708 (234 amino acids)
Biological process (GO): regulation of transcription by RNA polymerase II
Cellular component (GO): RNA polymerase II transcription regulator complex
Molecular function (GO): DNA-binding transcription factor activity, RNA polymerase II-specific; protein dimerization activity; RNA polymerase II transcription regulatory region sequence-specific DNA binding
Source: RefSeq, a predicted model, not a curated record